Molecule: messenger RNA, 561 nt
Organism: Xenia sp. Carnegie-2017
Lineage: Eukaryota; Metazoa; Cnidaria; Anthozoa; Malacalcyonacea; Xeniidae
Exons: 4
Coding region: 23-424 (133 amino acids)
Source: RefSeq, a predicted model, not a curated record
UCCUGGUGUUGAUUUAAAAAUAAUGUAUGAUAUUGGAUGUGUAUUAUCAUCACAUUUAAAGGCAAACAAGAGGCAUGACAUUUUGUCAAAAGUGUCAUUUUCGGUGCCGAUAUUUCAUUGUUAUGGACACAAGGCUUCAUGCCAGGUCAAGUUCAGUCCUAGAAGGCUCGAUGGUUUUGGUCUUACAGAUUGUGAGGCUAUUGAAAGGCUCUGGGCUUACCUUCGUGGGUUCUCAGCAAUUACUAAGGAGAUGUCUGCCAGUAGAAGAGUAGAUCUUUUGACAGACGCGCUUCUUCACUUAUCUCGAAGAAAUUUUAGCAAUGCAGGAAAAUCAUUAACGUCGAAGCUUAAAAAAUGUCUACAACAUAAAAUCAAAACGCAACAAGAAAUGAAGAAUUUAUUUAGCGAAGUACCUGGUAAGUAGUUGUUGUAGGUUAGAAAUUUCUUAUGUUUUCUGUGGCCGAAAAAUAUUUAAGAUUUCUUUUUGCCUAACCAAACUCUCAAUUCAAUUUGCAUCCAAGGAAAUACGAAUUUAUUUUGUUUGUUAGUGACGUACGAUCC